Messenger RNA from Sardina pilchardus (European sardine), 1615 nucleotides. It is a transcript of the gene phf24, whose product is annotated as PHD finger protein 24. NCBI's taxonomy places the organism in Eukaryota, Metazoa, Chordata, Actinopteri, Clupeiformes, Clupeidae. Gene Ontology annotation, cellular component: nucleus; cytoplasm. Gene Ontology annotation, molecular function: transcription corepressor activity; calcium ion binding. The record is from RefSeq and is a predicted model, not a curated record. The transcript has 8 exons. The coding region runs from base 392 to 1615 and encodes 407 amino acids.
UUCGUAUCUUCAUUCUGCUCGAGCCUCCGAACGGGGCGGUUUCUGAAGCCCCGUUGCCAGAGAAACGCAAGCAUUAAGAAUUCAGCACUGGAGCUGUCCACCCGUCUUCCGUUUUGACAUCUUACUGUGAUCAGUACGAGUGCAUUCAGUCGGCCGAGCUGCUGUCCAAGAAGUGGCGGGAUUGGAGUCCACUUACCGGACCAUUCACUGGCGGAACAGCGCCGUACUUACCGGACCAUUCACCGGCGGAACAGCGCUGUACUCUUCUGUGGCUCGCGAGCCCUGAGAUGCCGGGAGCCCGCGCGUAAAGAUAAAGAGCCCGUGGUGAACGUGUUCUGUGUCCAGGAGUGCCGUGCGAUUCCAAUCGAGGCCCUUGCUCGCCCCCUGCAGGAUGGGAGUGCUCAUGUCUAAGAAGCAGCAGGUGGAGAAGGUACAGAAGUGCAGCGCUGUGGUCAACGCCUUCAAGGAGGGCAUCAGGGAGCGGCCCGUCCAAUCAGAGGGCUCGGCCGAGGCCGGAGAGCACGUGGAGGAAGUGACCCCUCCAGCGUCCAGCGAGAAGGAGAAAGAGAAAGAGUCCGAACAUCAGGAGGAGGAGGAGGCUACACCUGGGCCGUCCAAUCAAGCGUCUGCAGCGCUCAGGGAAGACUGCCAAAGGGCCAAUCAAGAGGCCUGGUCCCGCCUCCGGGAUGGAAAAGGGGUGGAGCCAGAGGAGCUGGUCAAGGCCCACCAGCUGACUCCGCCCGCUUUCAUCAGGCCCAAGAGGGACAUCAACGAUGACCAGCCAGUGCAGGUGGACCUCACGCAGAGAGAGCAGCCAGCCAACGACGAGAUGUGUGACGUGUGUGAGGUGUGGACAGCGGACGACCUGUUCCCGUGCCGGACAUGCACGCGUGUGUUCCAUGACGGCUGUGUGUGUGAGCUGGGCUACCUGCGCGCUGAAGCCCUGCAGGCCAUGAGGGACACGGCGCACACCACAGCUGGAUGGAGCUGCUACUACUGCGACAACGUGAACCUGCUCCUGACGGAGGAGGAGAUGUACAGCCUGAUGGAGACCUUUAAGCAGUGCAGGAUCAUCCCAGAAUCCUUCCUGGUGUCCGAUGAGCUCCUGCAGUACCGGCACUUCGUCUCCAAGCAGCUGUUCGAUAAGGACCUGACGGACGAGGAGGAGGAGGAGGCGCUGGCCCAGUUCACCGCCCUCGACCCGGAGAAGCACGGCCAGAUCGAGUGGAUCGACUUCCUGUACCACGAGUCUCUGUCCGUACUCAGGAAGUUCCGCACAGAGAAUUCCCUGGUGCGGUUGCUAACAGCCAAGGAGCGGGACCGGGCUCGCGCAGUGUUCCAGAGUCUGGACCAGGACAAAGGUGGCAUCAUCACGGAGGCCGAGGCGCUGCGGGCCCAGUCGUCCUGGUUCCAGAAGCUCAGUCAGGACCACGAGUCCCAGUCCUGUAAUGUCAGCAUCAGCCAUGUUGGACCCAUAUCAGAGAACAGUCCAGCCAGCUCCAGCAGAGAUGACAACAGGGCUGUGAGCUGGGAGGCUUUCCUGAGGGAGAGCUCCAUCUACAUGUUGGCUGCUCGCCCCAACAGCUCGGCCCUGCACAUCCGCCUGCCCCAGUGA